Daucus carota subsp. sativus is the source of this 1677-nucleotide messenger RNA. Its product is annotated as protein disulfide isomerase-like 5-4. NCBI's taxonomy places the organism in Eukaryota, Viridiplantae, Streptophyta, Magnoliopsida, Apiales, Apiaceae. Bases 129 to 1556 code for a protein of 475 amino acids. The record is from RefSeq and is a predicted model, not a curated record. The transcript is spliced from 15 exons. Gene Ontology annotation, cellular component: COPII-coated ER to Golgi transport vesicle; endoplasmic reticulum.
AUACCGGAUUAGUUACAUUCAUUUAUGUACAUCUCAUAUCUACUUUAUUUCUAGCUUAAACAUCGGAUUAACCACAUAUAUCCACACCAGAGUCUGGUAAUCACAUCACAUCAUCAACACAUUCUUGUAUGAAUCUCACUGCCAAAUCCUCAAUGAUGCCUACUCGAUUCAAAUCCAUGGAUUUUUUCAGAAAAAUCCCCAGGGAUUUAACAGAAGCAUCAGUAUCAGGUGCUGGAAUGUCCAUAGCGGCAGCUUUCUUCAUGAUAUUCUUAUUUGGAAUGGAACUAAAUAACUAUUUGAUGACUACUACCUCUACAUCAGUUAUUGUGGACAAUAGUCGUGAUGGAGAUCACUUACGCAUUAAUUUUAAUGUAAGUUUUCCAGCACUGUCUUGUGAAUUUGCAUCUGUCAACGUGAAUGAUGUCCUGGGAACAAACAGGUUGAACAUAACCAAGGAGGUUCAUAAAACUCCAAUAGAUACAGAUCUCAAAGCUUCGGGUUCAGGAUAUUCUACUGGACCACUUUUGAAAGUUAUUAGGCAUGACGCUGAAAUUGAUGUAGAAUACACUGAAGGUGCUGUUUCACUGAAUGCACAUAAUUUCGAGAGAGCUUCUCAUCUGUAUUCGAUUUUGGUUGUAAAUUUCUUUGCUCCAUGGUGCUCUUGGAGUAAGCGCCUGAGACCUUCAUGGGAGAGAGCUGCAAAAAUCAUGAGAGAAAGAUAUGACCCUGACGUGGAUGGACGCAUUCUAGUGGCGAAGGUUGAUUGCACAGAAGAAGCUGAAUUGUGUAAAAGGCAUAACAUACAAGGCUAUCCCUCUAUUCGCAUAUUCCGUAAAGGGAGUAAUAUGAGGGAGCCCGAAUCUUACUAUGGAGAUCGUGAUACUGAUAGCCUAAUUACUACAAUGGAAGAUUUAGUUGCACCCAUCUCUGCGGACGCUCAGAAGAUUAUUUUUGACUUGUCUAAACAUCCUGCACCAUCAACAGGAGGAUGUAGACUUGAGGGCUUUGUACAUGUCAAAAAGGUUCCUGGAAACCUUGUGGUAUCAGCUCGUUCCCCGGCCCACUCCUUUGAUGCUACUAGGAUGAACAUGUCCCAUACGAUUUCCCGCUUCUCAUUUGGUAAGAAAAUCACUGCAGAAGGGUUUAAUGAUUUCAAACGGGUACUACCUUAUCUUGGUCGAAGCCAUGAAAGGUUGAAUAAGCAGUCUUAUAUUACUGACCGAGGGAAUGCAACUGCUGUAAAUGUAACUAUAGAGCAUUAUCUUCAGGUUGUCAAAACGGAGGUACUGACAAGAGCUCAUAAAGUAGUUGAGGACUAUGAGUACACAGCUCAUAGUAGUUUAGUACAUAGCCCUGCGCUCCCUGUUGCGAAGUUUCAUUAUGAAAUAUCUCCGAUGCAGGUACGGAUUGAAGAGGUUAAGAAGUCUUUUCCACACUUCCUCACUAAUCUUUGUGCCAUCAUAGGCGGUGUUUUCACGGUUGCGGGGAUACUGGAUUCUAUUCUUCACAAUACUAUACGGCUGAUUAAAAAGGUUGAAUUAGGCAAGAAUUUCUGAUAGGAAGCAGUUAGGCUUACUCAUUGAGUACGAUAUCCAUGUAACCGAUAUAAUUGUCUCUGUAUACAAGUUAUCAGAAUACAGAAAAUUACAGUCCUCUCUGCUUUAGAAAUGACAUGUA